GGGGCCACCCCCAGGCCGAGCCGGGGCGGGACGGCGCGCCUGGCUGCCGGGCACCGAAACAGCGGAGCAGGCGCCGCAGCGGGAAGCGAGCGCGCGAGCUCCGGGGCCAUGGAGAAAGCGCGGCCGCUGUGGGCCAACCCGCUGCAGUUCGUGUUCGCCUGCAUCUCGUACGCCGUGGGCCUGGGCAAUGUGUGGCGCUUCCCCUACCUGUGCCAGAUGUUCGGCGGAGGGAGCUUCCUGGUGCCGUAUGUCAUCAUGCUUAUCGUGGAGGGAAUGCCGCUCCUGUACCUGGAACUGGCGGUCGGGCAGCGCAUGCGCCAGGGCAGCAUCGGUGCCUGGAGGACCAUCAGCCCCUACCUCAGCGGCGUCGGUGUCGCCAGCGUGGUAGUCUCCUUCUUCCUGUCCAUGUACUACAAUGUCAUCAACGCCUGGGCCUUCUGGUACCUCUUCCACUCCUUCCAGGACCCCCUGCCGUGGUCUGUCUGCCCACUGAACAGCAACCGCACGGGCUAUGAUGAGGAGUGUGAGAAGGCUUCGACAACACAGUACUUCUGGUACAGGAAAACCCUCAACAUCUCGCCAUCCAUCCAGGACAGCGGGGGCGUGCAAUGGGAGCCCGCGCUGUGCCUCAUCCUGGCCUGGCUCGUGGUGUACCUGUGCAUCCUACGGGGCACCGCGUCAACCGGCAAGGUGGUAUAUUUCACUGCGUCGCUGCCCUACUGUGUGCUCAUCAUUUACCUGGUCAGGGGCCUCACACUCCACGGAGCCACCAAUGGCCUGGUGUACAUGUUCACUCCUAAGCUGGAGCAGCUGGCCAACCCCAAGGCCUGGAUCAACGCAGCCACCCAGAUCUUCUUCUCGCUCGGCCUGGGCUUCGGCAGCCUCAUCGCCUUCGCCAGCUACAACGAGCCCUCCAGCAACUGCCAGAAGCACGCCAUCAUCGUGUCCCUCAUCAACAGCUCCACCUCCAUAUUCGCCAGCAUCGUGACCUUCUCCAUCUACGGCUUCAAGGCCACCUUCAACUACGAAAGCUGCUUGAACAAGGUGAUUCUGCUGCUGACCAAUUCUUUUGACCUUGAAGAUGGCUUUUUGACAGCCAGCAACCUGGAGCAGGUGAAAGGCUACCUAGCAUCUGCCUACCCCAGUCGAUACAGCGAGGUGCUCCCGCAGAUUAAAAACUGCAGCUUGGAGUCCGAGCUGGACACGGCUGUCCAGGGCACCGGCCUGGCUUUCAUCGUCUACACCGAGGCCAUUAAGAACAUGGAGGUGUCCCAGCUGUGGUCAGUGCUGUACUUCUUCAUGCUCCUGAUGCUCGGCCUAGGAAGCAUGCUGGGCAACACGGCCGCCAUCCUCACCCCGCUCACCGACAGCACACUCGUCUCCCGCCACCUGCCCAAGGAGGUCAUCUCAGGUCUGGUAUGCCUCAUCAACCUUGCCGUCGGCAUGGUGUUCACCAUGGAGGCCGGCAGCUACUGGUUCGACAUAUUCAACGACUACGCUGCCACACUGUCCCUGCUGCUCAUCGUCCUGGUGGAGACGGUGGCCGUGUGCUAUGUGUACGGGCUGAGGAGAUUUGAAAGUGACCUUCAGGCCAUGACUGGCCGCUCGCUGAACUGGUACUGGAAGGCCAUGUGGGCCGGCGUGAGCCCCCUGCUCAUCAUCAGCCUCCUGAUCUUCUACCUGAGUGACUACAUCCUCACUGGGACCCUGCAGUACCAAGCCUGGGAUGCCUCCCAGGGCAAGCUUGUGACCAAGGAUUACCCCACGCACGCACUGGCCGUCAUUGGGCUGCUCGUGGCUGCCUCCACCAUGUGCAUACCCCUGGUGGCCCUGGGGAUCUUCGUCAGGAGCCGCCUCAAGAAGGGAGACACAGCCCCCGUGGCCUGAGAACUGGGCUUCCCCGAGGCCACCGUCAGCUGCUCACUGCUUCCCAGCUACCGCUUACAGGGGGAUCUCCUCAGCUGCCUUUGAAAGCAUUUACUCCAGAAGUCCUCGGACCAUCCUCUUCGUGAGUCUGUAAAGAAGAAUUAGGAAGGUGUGGAGGAAGAAGAGCCCCUCAGGAGAACCCACACCCCUCUCGUGAAGUGGCCCGU
Messenger RNA from Rhinolophus ferrumequinum (greater horseshoe bat), 2093 nucleotides. RefSeq names its product solute carrier family 6 member 20 (gene SLC6A20). The record is from RefSeq and is a predicted model, not a curated record. The transcript is spliced from 11 exons. Gene Ontology annotation, cellular component: plasma membrane. Gene Ontology annotation, biological process: sodium ion transmembrane transport. Gene Ontology annotation, molecular function: L-proline transmembrane transporter activity. Lineage: Eukaryota; Metazoa; Chordata; Mammalia; Chiroptera; Rhinolophidae. The coding region runs from base 109 to 1887 and encodes 592 amino acids.